Molecule: messenger RNA, 1450 nt
Organism: Sceloporus undulatus (fence lizard)
Lineage: Eukaryota; Metazoa; Chordata; Lepidosauria; Squamata; Phrynosomatidae
Product: CMRF35-like molecule 6
Exons: 7
Coding region: 50-1105 (351 amino acids)
Cellular component (GO): plasma membrane
Molecular function (GO): transmembrane signaling receptor activity
Source: RefSeq, a predicted model, not a curated record
AGUUCAUCUAUAACUUCUUAAGCUUCGGGGCGAGAAGGGAAGCAGAAACAUGAGACUGCUGAAGAGGUUUACUCUUCUGAGCUGGGUGCUAAUUCCAGGUUGCUGGGCACUCAAUGGUCCAAACAACGUGAAUGGUUACAUAGGAGGAUCACUCUCUGUGUGCUGCCAUUAUGACAAAGGCUAUGAAAAUAACUCUAAAUAUUGGUGCAAAUUUCAAAAAAUCUGGAACAUCUUUAGGAUCUCUUGUAAUGUGUUAGUUAGAUCAAAAUUAGACAAAAAGGUGAAAGACAACAGAAUCUCUAUCCAAGACAAUGAAAAAAACCAGUACUUCCAAGUGAUCAUGGAAAACCUGACAUUAGAAGAUAUUGGUCAUUAUCGGUGUGGUAUAAGACGUGUUUUUCCUGAUUUAACACACGAUGUUAAAGUGACUGUAUACCCAGCUCCCACCUUAGAACCAGAAGAAGGACCAACAAUUAUUGAACCAUCAGGAAGGCUAUCAACUGCUGAACAAGAAGAAAAGCUACCAGCUACUGAAAAACCAGUAACUCCCUCCAUCAUUCAUUCAGAGAACACAGAUGAAUCCAAUACCAGCCCUCACCUCACUCCCCCAGAUUCUGAGGAAGCAAAGGUCCAACUUUUGAUAUAUUGCAUAGUUCCACUGGUUAGUCUCCUCUUACUUGCAGCUGUGGUCUUGGUUGCAGUUUCCAGGAAAAAGAGAACAGGAUCGUGUUUGCAAAGGAAAGAGGAAAUGAACAUGUCAGUCAUGGUAUCUACACACAAUACAGAAUAUGUCCACACAGAGGACACUAUUCUAGACCACCCUCCAGAUGCUGAAGGGACAGGGCUCUACCGGAUUGUUGAGGUCCAGCCAGAAUAUAACUAUGAUGAGAUCCACAUUCAGGAAGAGGCUGUGGAGAAGAGAGAUGAAGAUCCUUAUAUCACACUGGGUCUUUCAGAUGCACAGGAACAGACCAUCUAUGAUAAUGUGAGUCUCCCCAACCAAGCAACUUUGCAGCUACCUUCUCAGGAGGCCUUAUAUGCAAAGGUGAACAAGAAGCCUGCCCAGAAGGGAUGUGCAUUGGAUCUGACCAAAAUCCAAACAUAAGGAGGAAUGGUUUAGCUGCUUCCCAAUGCAAAGAGGCCUUGGAACAGAGCCAGACAUCAACCUAGCCAAACCUUCAUGAGAUCUUCAGAUAGGUAGAGUCCAGCACCAAAAAUAGUGAGGGUUCUGUGGAAAACAUCCAGGCUUUCAGAAAGAGGGAGAGAAAAAAUGGGGAUGAGAGAGUGUAGGGUCCACAAACUUGCUAGGAGUCUCCAAUCACAACAUUUGGGAGGUGGAAUUGCAACUUCGAUGAAAAUUAAUGGUUCCAUCUUCCUUCUUCUUUGUGCUUGAAGUCAAAGAGCGAGAGAAUGCAUGAACAGGUUAGGUUUUAACUAUUUAAUUUAUGGA